GGAAGAGCUGACAGAAAUCAUUGCUCAAGAACUACACAUAGAUGUUGCAUUUCCUUGCUUUUCUGUUAAAGAACAGUAUGGCUCUACUGCAUGUUGUGUGGUCCAUAAACACUGGCUUACUAGCCUGAGGCAAUCCAAGCUUGGUGAAAUCACCAAAAUCAACAAAUACGUCGCCACUCGUUCUUCCUUAAAUAAUAAUUCAGAUCAAACUAACGAUCAUCAAACUUCGACGACCAAUGUACUAGUUAGUGUGUAUUUAAAGCGAUACUCAUCAGACUCCAAAAAUAGUAAACCGCAGUUAUAUGCUCGGAAUCCAUCUGACAGCAGCAUUAAUUACGCUUCAUCUAAUUUUAAUGAGCGAACUGACUUACCUUUAAGGUAUUUCCUUAAAGAACAACUUGAAGGAAAACCAAUACUUUUGGCUGAUAUUGAGGAACAAUACAAUAAUUAUACGCCUAUAUUCUCCAAUAAUGACUUUCAAAAUCCUGAAAAUUUGUCUGAAUUGGAAGUUGAACUGGCUAGGCAAAAAGCAUUUGUGAAAAAAUUUAUAGAAACAUUAUAUCCUGAGAGUGCUUAUUUUCGAAUUGUAUCGCAACCUGAAAGUGAUAGUGAAAAUGAUGGUGAUACUUUAUUUGUAGAAGCUGUUUCUCAACCUGACUGGUCCUCAGAUAUGCCUAUAACGACGAGUCCAAACAUUAUCGAUGUUUUUGCUGUAUUGGAAUCUGAGCAUGCAUAUUAUUUCAUGGCUCCAUAUCGUGGCACUACUUUAGAAGACUUAUUAAAAUAUAGUUCUGGCGCAUUGAAUUCUAAUGUAAAAAAAUCUUUUAUCCUAUAUCAAUUACUAAGAACUGUUCAGAGUCUUCAUAUGAAAGGUGUUAUUCAUGGAGGACUUAAGCCAUCUAACAUUCUUGUGGAUGAAAAUUUAUGGGUAACGCUUACAGGAUUUGAAUGCUCCAUUCUAAGAACUGAAAAUAUACCGGAUAAGACAAAUCAGUAUAUGAGUAAUGAGUUUGCUUUAGAAAAUAUUCCAAAGGAAAUUCAAGAUGAAUCUCUCACAAUGAAGUGGGUGCAUGGAAGCAUAUCAAAUUUUGAUUAUAUAAUGGCAUUGAACCAUCUCGCUGGCCGAAGAAUUGGUGACCCAAAUUUUCAUCCAAUUUUUCCUUGGAUUACCGAUUUCACCGGUGCAUCUGUUUCUGAAAAUUGGCAUGUGAAAAUUAACAACACUUUUAUUAUAGGUGAUGAGCAAUUGGAUUUUACAUAUGAUGGUCCAGUGCCUCAUCAUAUCACCGAUAUUUUAUCUGAUAUCACUUAUUAUGUGUAUCUUGCUCGAAAAACUCCCAUUCCGGUGCUAUGUCAAUAUGUAAGAACGAAAUAUGAACCGAAUGAAUAUCCAUCCUCAUUACAAAGAUUGUUCGAAUGGACUCCUGAUGAAUGUCAACCAUUAAAGUAUUAUUUAGAUCCAAGUAUUUUUACUUCAAUACAUCCGGACAUGCCAGAUUUACAACUUCCAAUGUGGGCUUCUUCUGCUGAAGAGUUUAUACGCAUUCAUUCGGAAGCUUUUGAAAGCGAGCAUGUAUCGAGAAAUUUACAUAUUUGGAUUGAUUUGACAUUCGGGUGUGCUGACGCGAUUGAAGCAAAAAAUGUUGCAUUACCGCUUUUGGAUGGACAAAAUUCUUUUAUGAAGCACGGGAUCACUCAACUUUUUUCGGAUCCUCACCCACAGAAAAUUGUGACAUACGAUAGCAAUAAAAUACCUUCUGUGAAUAUUAAUGACAAUAUGGCGUUGCUAGAAAAAUAUGAAAUCGUCUCGAGUAAAAGGCGAAUACAAUUCAAACCUACCGAUUCGAAUAAACAAUUAUCUGAUGUUGUGGCAGAUUUGUUGGGAUCAGAAAAGACCAUAGGAAAAUAUCAGACCGUAUCUUCACGAUUAAAAUCACCCAAAUUAGCUCCUACUUCAAAGCUGCAUGAAGCUGUUCCAUUCGAUGAGAAGGAUCCGAAAGACCCCAUUGCUCGUGUUGAAGCAUUAUCUGCAUAUAUUAAUUCUUUCCCAAUACAUUUACCGGAUGAUAUCGAUGAUGAACAUUUUAUCGAAAGUUUGAACAAUUUUGAACAAGCACACUCUUUUUCUGCAAAAUACCUUCCUCAUAAAUAUAUAAAAAAUGAACAUUUUGGUGAUAUUCAGAGUAAUAAAACAUAUUUUCGGAAACAAAGCGCAAUAAAUGAAGCAGUUGAGUCAUCUUUUGCGUAUGGAAGAGCAUGGGAUGCUUAUUGUCUUGGAGAAAUCAUUCAAAAUAUACAUUCCGCUGUGAAAAAUGAUGCUGGAAUGUCAACCCUUUCAGCACAUCAACAUCAGAAUGAUGUAUAUCCAAAUGAUUUUUGUAAGUUACCCCUUUCCGUGCAAAAAGUUGUGUCAUCAUUAAUGUCUCCAAAUUGGAAACAACGUCCUUCGAUCGAUGCUUUGCUUUAUUCAUCCGUUCCUGUUCUGGGUUUAUAUGAUGAGGGUUUAACCUUACCAUUGCCGGAAUGUGUUCCUGAAAUCUAUGAAUUCUUGACCGAUUUUCAUAGGGUAGACUGGAUUGGCAGAUUAAAACUUACAGAACAUUGGAUGGAAAGACUUUGCAGUCUUAUCGAUGAGGCUUUUUUCAUGAUUUUACCAAGCAUAGUGUUAAUGUUUACAGUUGAUAUUAUAAAAAUUGAAGCACUGAAUAUUUUUUCAAGUCUCGGACGAAGAUUGGGUCAAGAUGACACAAAGACUUACCUUUUGAAACCAAUAAUUUCUUUAUUUGAAUCAUCACGUCCGUCUAUACCUAAGGCGUUAUUUCAUCCUGCCAUUGUUGCAGAAUUUGUGUACCGAUUUGGCAUUACGAAUUUCUUGCAACAACUUUUCCCUCUUUAUUUAGAAGCACUAACUGUUGAAGAUUAUAUUUCACCCUACGAUUUUAAUGACGCAAAACUUUCAGUUGUACAAAAAUCAAAUUCUGUAAGCGGUAGUAUUGCAAGCCCAGCUUCUGCACCUGACGAUCCAUCAAGCUUGGAUAAUGCAUUACCAUUAGUGGCACAGUUUGCGAAUUCUGCUUUAGUUGACAUUUGUACACUUAUAGGGCCUAUUUUGGCAUCUAAACAUAUAAUGAGACAAGUUUACAAAUUGUUACUCAAAGAAAGUUCGACAUUACCCUUUUUGAUGCAGUCAAUACUUUCAAUUGGCAACCAAUUUGGUGAAACAUUUACUCAUUUGCAAUUCACCCAAAUUAUUUCAGUGAUUCAGCAAUAUAGUUCGUUUCCUAUGAACAAGAGAAAUUAUUCUAUAUUAUGUAAUCAUUUGUUUCUCCUGGAAAAGCUCACCACAUUAAUGCCAACACCUAAAGUAUUAGCCGAAAUGGAAUCUGGAUUCUCUGAUACUUUAAUAAAACUUUUAGUUCAAUUCAAUUAUGAUGAUUCUCUUAAUCAAAACAAUAAACCUGCAGGAAAAGACUCUCUUAAAGGCACAACAAUUAAUAUAUUAAAAAAUAAAUUAUCUAUUAGUAUGAAAAGCGCAGAAUUCUUGCUGCAUGUUUGUAAUAAUGUUGAUAAAGCAGAUUGGGAGCGUAAUGUAGAAAGUUUGGGCAUGGAAGAAUUCGAGCAAGAAAGGAAUAAACAGAUUACAUAUACAUACUCACAAUUAUGCAUUCUGUUUGAUCAAGAAUCUGUACGGGAAGCUAUCCCUGCUAGUGAGGCAAUCGAGUAUGCAAUGAUUGGUUCAUCUAAAUUAAGUGCUUUAUCAUUAUCGCGGUCACCAGUGCGGUCACCACCCGAUAACCAUUUCUCCAGUGAUCGGGUUAGCAUCGCAUCAAGAUCAUCAUCUCAAGAUAAAGGUUCUAGCACCACAAAUACACCUAGAUUUAUUGUAAAUUUGGAAGAUAAAAAACAUUUAACUUUAAAUACUGGCAUCUUACCGACAAAAGAAGUUACGACUGCAAUCUCAGCUACCACUACGUCGAAUAAAACUUUUACAUUAUUUGCAGGUGAAGGUGCUAGUAGAAAACUAUAUGAUAUUAAUCAUCAAGCUGCUAGUGGGGUGUCUAUAAAAAAUGUUGCCUCAUCUGUGAAAAGUAAUAGUUUACCAAGUGCUGGAUCCGCUAAAAAAUCAAAACUGAAAGGAAUUAACCUGUCUUGGAGAACAAAAAGCUCAUCUAAUGAAGACUUAAAGAACUGGACCCGUUUUUUAUCAACAAAUUCAGAAGAAAUGUCAAAUUCAUUACAAUUUACUUUUAAUGACUUGAAGCUUCGUACUUUUUCUGGGCACUCGUCAGCUAUUCGUACCUUUGACGUUAAUGAACAUACUCGACUAAUAGCUUCUGGUUCAAAAGAUCGCACUGUAAAACUUUGGUCACUAGAUUUUCAUAAUGGAAUAGAAAAUUCUGAUAAUGAACCAUUUUCUGAAUGUUUGAUUACAUAUAACGGACAUAGAAAAUCCACAAUUACCGACGUUCAUUUUAUUAGUGGACGAGGGGGUGAAACUGGACAAAUAUUACAUCAAUAUAGAAAUGAUAGAUCUCCAUAUUUAUCUGUCAAGCCGAUAUUUAAAUCUAGAUCUCUCGUGGGUGGAUUAAAAGAUACUUCAAUCGCGUUCUUUGAUAAUACGACUUAUAGCCUUUUGUAUUCUUGGAAAUCUUGCCCUGCAUUUGCUGGUGACAUACGUGUAAUAUGUGUGAGCCCAUCUGAAACAUUAAUAGCAAUUGGAUUUAUUAGUGGAGUAAUAUCGUUACUAGAGUCAAGGACUGGUACAUUAAUUAGAAGUUGGAAAGCUGGUGACACAGAAAUAGCUCAUAUGAAAUUUUAUACAAAUAAUUAUCUUGUGUCGUGUGCACCAGCUGACCAUUUAAUUUGUAUAUGGGAUACUAGUACUGUUUCAUUGAUCAAUAAGAUCCGAGCUUCUAAAGCUGAUAAGGUUGAUGGUUUAUAUCUACCAUCAUUAGCAACAUGA
Molecule: messenger RNA, 4963 nt
Organism: Dentiscutata erythropus
Lineage: Eukaryota; Fungi; Glomeromycota; Glomeromycetes; Diversisporales; Gigasporaceae
Source: the annotation of a GenBank genome assembly